GAGAGUUUUGUAACCAAUACUUCUUAUAGAAAGUAUAGUUCAAUUCUAUCUAUUCUCUUCUGGGUUUUCAAUAUUCUUUCUGGUAUAUAUUUUCAAUUUCUUGAAACGAAAGAAGGCAUAGAAAGUUAAACGGAAAGAAAGGAGUAAGCAUGAAGAUGGGUGAUAACACUAGCUCAAAGAACAACCAGCUUUCCCACCACCAAGUCUUUGAUGUGUCACUUGAUGUUUUACCUCAACCUGGUUCCGAGUGCUAUGAUGAUGAUGGCCGUCUCAAACGAACCGGUACUAUGUGGACAGCAAGUUCUCACAUAAUAACAGCAGUGAUUGGUUCAGGAGUUCUAUCUUUGGCAUGGGCAACUGCUCAGCUUGGAUGGAUUGCUGGUCCUGCUGUUAUGAUCCUCUUCUCCUUUGUCACUUACUACACUUCUUCUCUUCUCUCUGUUUGUUACCGUUCCGGCGACUCCAUUACCGGAAAAAGGAACUAUACUUACAUGGAUGCUGUUCGAUCCAACCUCGGUGGAGCUAAGGUCAAAAUUUGUGGACUUGUUCAGUACUUGAAUCUUUUUGGAGUUGCCAUUGGUUACACAAUAGCAGCAUCUAUAAGCAUGAUGGCAAUCAAUAGGUCUAACUGUUUCCACAAGAAUGGUCAUGAAAAUCCAUGCCGUAUAAACGGCAAUCCUUAUAUGAUUGCUUUUGGAGCCUUAGAAAUCUUUUUCUCUCAAAUUCCUGAUUUCGAUCAGCUAUGGUGGCUCUCCAUUGUUGCAGCAGUCAUGUCCUUCACUUACUCAACAAUUGGACUUGGUCUAGGAAUUGCUAAAGUUGCAGAAAGUGGAAAAAUCAUGGGAAGUGUAACCGGAGUAAGCGUUGGAAGUAUAACUCAGACACAAAAGAUAUGGAGAAGUUUCCAAUCACUUGGUGACAUGGCUUUUGCCUACUCUUACUCUAUCAUCCUCAUUGAAAUUCAGGACACAGUCAGAUCCCCACCAGCAGAAUACAAGACAAUGAAGAAGGCAACUCUAAUUAGUGUAGCGGUGACAACACUUUUCUACAUGCUCUGUGGCUGCAUGGGCUAUGCUGCUUUCGGUGACCUGUCUCCUGGAAAUCUUCUCACUGGUUUCGGUUUCUACAACCCCUUUUGGCUCGUUGACAUUGCAAAUGCCGCCAUUGUUAUCCACCUUGUUGGUGCAUACCAAGUUUAUUGCCAACCCCUUUUCGCUUUCAUUGAGAAAAAAGCAGCAAAACGGUUCCCGGACAGCGAAUUCAUAACCAAAGAUAUCAAGAUCUCAAUCCCGUUUUCCCGCCCUUACAACCUUAACCGCUUCAGGUUGGUUUGGAGGACACUUUUCGUGAUCAUAACCACCGUGAUUUCGAUGAUCCUACCGUUCUUCAAUGGCGUUGUUGGACUACUUGGGGCUUUGGGAUUUUGGCCUUUGACUGUCUACUUCCCUGUGGAGAUGUACAUUGUGCAAAAGAAAUUGCCAAAAUGGAGCACAAAAUGGCUCUGUCUCCAAAUUCUAAGUGUCGCUUGCCUUAUCAUAUCUAUAGCUGCUGCAGCUGGUUCUGUUGCUGGUAUAAUUGAUGAUCUCAAAUCUUUUAAACCAUUCACAACCAGCGAAUAAUAUGAAAGAGAUUUCAGCAUUGCUGUUCAAGGAAUUGGCCAUUUAGGAUCUCAAUUCUUGUUGAUGUUCAUAACAAGGCUCAAGAAUUGGUGAUGUUAUUGUUGUUGUAGCUUUUGUCUUGGUUAUUUUUCUAGUCUUUGAAAAGAAGUACGAAAGAAAGAAAAUGAGGCCAUGUAUAUAUGUAUGUAUGUGAAACCAAAGACAUGAGUCUCUAUCCAAGUAAUGUUUUAAUUUUUCUC
Ziziphus jujuba (common jujube) is the source of this 1858-nucleotide messenger RNA. RefSeq names its product amino acid permease 3. Lineage: Eukaryota; Viridiplantae; Streptophyta; Magnoliopsida; Rosales; Rhamnaceae. The coding region runs from base 150 to 1619 and encodes 489 amino acids. Gene Ontology annotation, cellular component: plasma membrane. The transcript has 7 exons. The record is from RefSeq and is a predicted model, not a curated record.